UUGAGCACGUGCUUUUAUGUUGACUAAAUGAGGUUAUAACGCUCAAAAUAAUUGUUUCCCAAUCUUUUAAUCGGUUUUUGUUGAUUGUAACGAGUAGUACCAGUGUUGUAGAAACUAUGUCGAAAACGAAAGAAAAUAGCUUCAGCGGAUGGAAGCCACUGAAAUUAGACGGUUCUGUAUUUACGGGUGGUAUGGAUGGUUUAAUUGGCAUAGAGGAAUUAACUGAUUAUAAAUUGGAAAGAACAGAUAGUAAAACGAAAAUUUCGAUUUGCGAGGAGAAAAGUAAUAAAGGAAAAGAUAAGGCGUCAUCAAAGCGUAAAAAUUUAAAUAAAUGGCAAGAAGAUAGUAUCGAUAAUGACGAGCCUGUAUUAAAAAAAGUAAAGAUUAAAAAACGUAAGAAAAGCAAUAAGAAAAUAAUAACAAAUCAGUCUGUGAAAGAUGAUUUGGAUAUUAAUUCUAAUGAUGAUUGUAAUCAAAGUACUGAUGAUGAAAGUAAUAUGUAUGAUACUGAUGUCCAAGUGUGGAGUAAUCUAGGUGUACCUACAAUUAUAAUAAAAGCAUUAAGAGAUCAACAAUUUCAUUCACCUACUACUAUACAAUCAUUGACCCUACCAUCAGCAAUAUUAGGUCACAGAGAUAUAUUGGGUGCUGCUGAAACAGGUAGUGGGAAGACAUUAGCUUUUGGGAUUCCAAUUAUAAAUGGCAUUUUGGAAUUGAAAAGCAAAGAGUCUAAUAAAUCAAAUCCAAAGUCUAUCAACUCUAAGAACAAAGGUUGGAUUUGUACAGAAAGUAAAACUGUAGAAAACAGUCACAGUUCAUCUGAAUCUGAUUAUGAGGGGGAUGAUAUUAAUGAAAGUAUAGGUUGCAUACGUGUAAUCAAUAAUAUAGAAAUUGAUAAACCAAAAAAUUAUUUACAAAAGCCACUAUAUGCAUUAAUCUUAACACCAACUCGCGAAUUAGCUGUUCAAAUAAAAAAUCACCUGACUAAAGUAGCAAAAUAUACUGAUAUUAAAAUAGCAGUAGUGUUGGGUGGGAUGGCUGCAGUUAAACAGGAAAGAAUAUUAAAUAAAGGUCCUGAAAUUGUAAUUGCUACACCUGGUAGAUUAUGGGAAUUAAUACAGCAAGGUAAUCCACACCUUAAUCAAGUGGAUUCGAUUAAGUAUUUAGCUAUUGACGAAACUGAUAGAAUGUUGGAAAAGGGGCAUUUCCAAGAAUUACAACAAUUACUAGAAAAAAUAAAUAUGCAUAAAAACAAGUUAGAGAAACGACAGACGUUUGUAUUUUCCGCUACAUUAACCAUGGUGCACGAUAUUCCAGAGUAUUUGCAAAGGAAAAAAAAUAAGCACCAUAAAAGCAAGAUAUCCAAGCUUACAGCUAGUCAGAAAUUGCAAAAAAUAAUAGAAUUAGUAGGAAUAAAAAAUCCAAAAAUUGUUGACAUCACGAAAGAAUCAGGUACUGCUAGUAAUUUAACGGAAUGUAGAAUAGUGUGCACAAUAGAUCAUAAAGAUUAUUAUCUUUACUAUUUUCUGAAAAGGCAUAUCGGUAGAACAUUGGUAUUCUGUAAUAGUAUUGGCUGUGUAAAACGCCUGGCUACUCUUUUUGGGAUUCUUGACUGCAAACCUUUACCUUUGCACGCCAGUAUGCAACAACGACAACGAUUAAAAAAUCUUGAAAGAUUCCAGGCAGAUAAGGAUGGAUUAUUAAUAGCUACGGAUGUAGCUGCAAGGGGUUUGGAUAUUCCGAAUGUCGAGCAUGUGAUACAUUAUCAAGUUCCCAGAACAAGUGAAAGUUAUGUACAUAGAAGUGGAAGGACUGCAAGAGCACAGAAAGAAGGAAUAACAGUUCUCAUGAUGGACCCAUCUGAGAAACAAAAUUACACAAAAUUGUGUAAAACGCUUGAUCGUACGGAAGAUUUACCUACGUUUCCUGUAGUAGAUAGGCUGCUAAUUGCAGUCAAAGAAAGAGUCGAUAUAGCUCGAGAAAUUGAUAAAUUAGAAUUAAAAUGUCGCCGAGAUAAUUCACAAAAGGGUUGGUUACGUAAAGCAGUCGAGGAUAUGGAUUUGGUCUUAGAGGAAGAUGAAGAAGAACUGGAAUUAGAAGUGAAAGAAGUGGCAGAUUUAAAACACCGAUUGAAAGUGAAAAAGCGCCAGUUAGAGUCUCUUAUAUCGAAACCACUAUUUCCAAAAGGAUUUUCUGGAAAAUAUCUCGAUACUAAUAUUGAAUGUAAGUUAAACGAAGAAAACCAGAAAGCUGUUGACGUUAUGAAACACGUUAUCGAAGAAAUUCCAAAGAAACGGAAGGAGGAAAAUAAGAAAUCUAGGUAUAGGAAAACCAUUCUCAAAAAGAAAAAAUCAAAAAAAUCGAAAAUAAAAAAAGCAUCGUAA
This is a messenger RNA of Colletes gigas, 2384 nucleotides long. RefSeq names its product ATP-dependent RNA helicase DDX24. Lineage: Eukaryota; Metazoa; Arthropoda; Insecta; Hymenoptera; Colletidae. The record is from RefSeq and is a predicted model, not a curated record. Gene Ontology annotation, molecular function: nucleic acid binding; RNA helicase activity; ATP binding. The coding region runs from base 117 to 2384 and encodes 755 amino acids. The transcript has 9 exons. Gene Ontology annotation, cellular component: nucleolus.